AUGGUAGAUUUUUGUUCACAAGAAAACUAUUGGUAUUAUAGGGCAACAGUAUUUAUUUGGAUUAUUUUGGGAAAAGCUGUCAACCUCUAUGCCAUAUUUCUGCUCAUACUUAUUUACUGUGCUUUUACAAACAGAUCGCAAAUACUUAGAAAUUGUAUUUCAUGCCAGAAAGAAAUAACAGAAUCCAAAAAUCGCUUCAGAGCACUUUCCGAAAUUCUUAACACUGGCAUAAUUAUUAUGUCAGAAACAACUUCAAUUGAAUAUUUUUCGAAUCGAACCCUUGAACUUUUAUCAACGACCUCAGAAAAUCUAGCUUCAACGAUCCAAACGGUUGAAUAUUGCCAUAAUAAAAAAUUAUCAAACUUCACUUCAUCUAAUUUUCUAAUUGCUGAUAUAAACUAUUUACUUCAGAAUCGUAUCUCUGAAGAAAUAAGUUUGGGAAUUGCUUUAAUUGGCUCCUUAAGUUUAGAAUGCAGAGCAAGAUGCAUUUUAUGAGAAAAUAAGCAUUCAUUAUUUUUAUCAUUAGUGAAUGCAAAUGAAAUUAUUGAGCUUGAAAAUAAAAUCGCCAAUGAUAAGAUGAAAACACUAUUCUUGAGAUCUGUUUCUCAUGAGCUAAGAACUCCAUUAAACUCAAUUAUUUGCUUCACAAAUGAGCUUUUGGAUAGUCCUACGCUUGUAUGCUCUGAAGAGGAGCACACAAAGCUAGGGAUUAUUGCUGUUUCAAGCAAAUUAAUGCUUUCCAUGAUAAAUAAUCUGCUUGAUUAUUCAAAAAUUCUUUCUGGGGCACUUUCAGUGCAAAAAUCCUAUUGCGAUAUCCGUGAAAUUAUAAAGAAUACCCACGAACUUUUGGAAAUUCAAGCCAAAAAAAAAGGUUUAGACAUUAUCUGCAGAAUUGAUCCAAACCUUCCUACUGAAAUUUAUACUGAUCCUCUCAGGCUAAGUCAAAUUUUUCUGAAUUUAUUGAGCAAUGCCUUAAAAUUCACUUAUAAAGGUGCAAUUGAAAUCUGUUGUGUAACUACUGCCAAAAUGAUGAUGAAAUGCUACAUUGAGGACUCAGGUGUUGGCAUUGACAAUGAUAUCAUUCAAAAAAUAUUCACAAACUUCGGUAGUCAGCACUUCCCAACGAUUAAAAAACAAGGGAGUGGCUUAGGACUAUAUAUUUCUAACCUUCUUGUUAAACAACUAGGUGGAAAAAGAAUUAAAGUUAAUUCAGUUCCUAAUAAAGGAUCGACUUUUCAAUUCUCAAUUGAAAUUUUUGAAUCAAACCCUAUUAGUGAAGUUUGUGAAGUUUUGAGAAAUGGAGAAAAAGACGACUCAAGACCAGAAAUCGUUAUCUCAAACCAAAACUAUUCAAAACCGUUAAAUUCACAAGAAAUUCUUAUUGUUGAUGAUAUGGAAUUUAACUUACUCCCCCCCUCCGUGAGUGAAUAAAACCAUUAGAAAAAUCCCUAUUUUUUGCCCAAAAACCCACCCUCUGUUAGUGAACAAAAAUUUUUUUAAUAGAAAAAUUUUGAUAUAUAAAUGAUAAUUAUUAUAAUGAAAUCUAGAGCUAAUUCUGCUUAAUUUUAAACGAAUUGCUUUUAAAACAUAAAUUUUACAAAUUAAAAUUAAUAUUUGCUUUCCAAUUUUUGCGAAUUAGGAUUUUUUUAAAUUUUCGAAAAAAAUAUUUUCUAUAAAAUUUAUAUAUAAAAUUUUUUUUUAAAACAAAAAUAACAAAAAAAUUUUUGUUCACUCACGGAGGGGGGAGUUAGAAAUAUUGGGCUCAAUAUUUAAAAAAUAUGGAGCUGGAUACGAAGAAGCUUCAAAUGGUAAAAUUGCAAUAGAAAAAGUUUUGGCUUGAGACACUAAAGAUCAGCCAUUUAAAGUUAUAAUUAUGGACUGUGAUAUGCCUGAGAUGAAUGGCUGAGAAGCAUCAAGGGCAAUCGAUCAAAUGUUUAGAGAAGGCAAAUUACGUAACAUGCCAAGGAUUAUUGGCUACACUGCUUAUAAUUCUGACGAGGAUGUUAAACUUUGUUUUGAAUCAGGAAUGGUAGGGUAUUUACCAAAGCCUUCCCCUCCUGAAAAGAUUAUAAACUCGGUUCGAGGAUAUUUAUAA
Blepharisma stoltei is the source of this 2095-nucleotide messenger RNA. Lineage: Eukaryota; Ciliophora; Heterotrichea; Heterotrichida; Blepharismidae. The record is from the annotation of a GenBank genome assembly.